UAUUUGGUACGAGGGUCUCCCAGGGUGGAGGAAGCGAAACACCAUAUCGAAAUUCACAAUUUGCCUCGGACUAUGCCUAAUUAUGCCAUUUAUGGCCAUCUAUUAUUGGACUUUCCCACUCAGUAAAAUAGGAAAGCUUUUACGAACACCGUUUAUGAAGUUUUUAUACCACAGUGCAUCCUUCGUGACGUUUCUGGUAUUAUUAAUGUGGGCGUCUACAGAGAUCUCGAGUCUGAAAGACAGGGAAAACCUACGAGGUCCACCGCCAACCACACUAGAGUGGCUUGUGUGUAUUUGGGUAACAGGGUUUAUCUGGUCAGAAUGUAAACAGUUAUGGGAGGAAGGUCUAAAAGCCUACAUUCGUCAAUGGUGGAACUGGAUGGAUUUUAUCAUGCUCUCAUUGUAUCUAACGACCUUCACCUUGCGCUUUGUCGCGUAUUUCCAGAUGGAGUCUGGGAAAUAUGGCCCGCGUUCCAUGGAGCGCAAGAAUUGGCCGCUUUACGAUCCAACGAUGGUUUCGGAGGGACUAUUUGCAGUGGCCAACGUGUUUAGUUUUGCCAGGAUUAUAUUUCUUUUCCAAGCUGAUCAGUACUUGGGACCUCUCCAGAUAUCUUUGGGUUGUAUGUUGAUAGACAUUGCCAAAUUUAUGUUGAUAUUUUUUCUUGUGUUGACUUCGUUUGCCUGUGGGCUUAACCAACUCUACUGGUAUUACACUCCGGAUUCUGGGAACCCGCCUUCUUUUUAUACUCUAGAGAACAGUUAUCGGACAUUAUACUGGUCACUGUUCAGUCUGACCCAACUGAAGGACAUUAAGAUCAACAACAGUCAGUAUUUUACAGAAACUGUAGGGGAACUACUUUUUAUGGUGUAUCACACAAUGGCGGUAAUUGUUCUCAUCAACAUGCUCAUUGCAAUGAUGUCAAAUUCAUUCCAAGAAAUCGAGAAUCAUGCAGAUAUGGAAUGGAAAUUUUCAAGGUCAAAGCUUUGGAUGGGCUACUUCGACGAAGGCUCGACACUUCCGCCUCCCUUUAACCUCAUAAUAAGCCCAAAAUCUAUUGGAUAUUUCUUCCGGGCAAUUAAAAAUAUAUUUUGUUCAUGUUGCAAGAAAUCCUCUUUUCAAAAUAUCAGACGAAAACGAAACAAGUCUACAGAAGACAAUAUAAAGACCAGAGAAAGUUCAUCUGUGAACCUGAAUAACUCGCAUGCAGAUGGAAUUUUGUUAGCCCAACCUUUACAAGCUACAACGGCACACAAACAGCAUUAG
Molecule: messenger RNA, 1264 nt
Organism: Ruditapes philippinarum (Manila clam)
Lineage: Eukaryota; Metazoa; Mollusca; Bivalvia; Venerida; Veneridae
Product: transient-receptor-potential-like protein
Biological process (GO): regulation of cytosolic calcium ion concentration; manganese ion transport; calcium ion transmembrane transport
Cellular component (GO): cation channel complex; membrane
Molecular function (GO): store-operated calcium channel activity; inositol 1,4,5 trisphosphate binding; protein binding
Source: RefSeq, a predicted model, not a curated record